This is a messenger RNA of Salvelinus sp. IW2-2015, 1348 nucleotides long. The record is from RefSeq and is a predicted model, not a curated record. Lineage: Eukaryota; Metazoa; Chordata; Actinopteri; Salmoniformes; Salmonidae.
CUCCCCUGCCAGCGUCACCCCCUCGCGCUCCGGACCCCUGUCACCUGCUGCCGUGCCAGGUAACCAGAUGCCUCCCCGGCCGCCCAGCGUCCAUUCAGACGGCAUUCUCCACACAUCCAUGGGCCAGUCAGCCAUGGGCCAGGACAGGGUGUACUUGCGUAACCCCCAGAUGCCUCCCUACGGGUCGCCGCAGCAACCUGGCUCCGCCUUAUCCCCUCGCCAGUCAUCGGGAGGCCAGAUGCAUCCUGGGAUGGGGCCGUACCCUCAGAACAACUCCAUGGGGAACUACGGCCCUCAGGGUGGACAGUACGGACCACAAGGUUACCCCAGACAGCCCGGCUACAGUGGCAUGCCCAACGCCAACUACCCUGGUGGUCCGGGGGGCAUGAACCCUAUGCCAGGCCAGGCUGGUGGGGCGCCGUAUGCAGGCAUGCCCCCUGGCAGGAUGGGUCCGGGUCAGAUGGGGGCCCGCCCCUACGGCCCCGGGAUGGGCCCCAACAUGGGCCCCGGCAUACCUCCACAGGUGACCUCUGGGAUGUGCCCCCCUCCAGGCAUGAACAGGAAGGGCCCCGGGGGCCCUCCGGAUGCAGCCUCUGCCAUGCACCACGGAGCCAACUCCAUACACAACAGGCCUCCAGGUUACCCCCCCAAUAUGCCCCAGGGGAUGAUGGGAGCAGGGCCUCCGUAUGGCCCUGGGCCGGGGGCCAUCAACAGCAUGCAAGGUAUGAUGAACCAGGGAGGACCCUACGGAGGAGGGCCGAUGGGAGGGAACAUGGCCAACAACACACCUGGCAUGGCUCCUAGCCCUGAGUUUGGCAUCGAUGUCAAACUGAGCCCAGCACAGAAGAUGAACAACAAGGUGGACGGCACGCCCAAACCUGAAACCAAGAAGGUAAAGAAGAAGUCAAACUCUUCGACGACGACCAAUGAGAAGAUAACUCGUCUGUAUGAGCUGGGUCCGGAGCUGGAGAGGAGGACGUGGGUAGACCGGUACCUGGCGUUCGCUGAGGAUAAGGCCAUGGGCAUGACCAACCUUCCCGCCGUGGGACGAAAACCUCUAGACCUCUUCAGACUUUACGUCUCGGUCAAAGAGAUCGGAGGCCUCACACAGGUGAACAAGAAUAAGAAGUGGAGGGAGUUGUCCACCAACCUGAACGUGGGCACGUCCAGCAGCGCCGCCAGCUCCCUGAAGAAGCAGUACAUCCAGUGUCUGUACGCCUUCGAGUGCAAGAUCGAACGUGGCGAGGACCCGCCCCCGGAUCUCUUCAUCGACGCCAAAAAGACCACCCAGCCCAAGAUCCAGCCCCCCAGCCCAGGUCAGUGUUGUGUGUGUGCAUCAGCCCUCUAG